Megalobrama amblycephala (Wuchang bream) is the source of this 6996-nucleotide messenger RNA. It is a transcript of the gene cntn4, whose product is annotated as contactin 4. Gene Ontology annotation, biological process: cell-cell adhesion. Gene Ontology annotation, molecular function: protein binding. The transcript has 23 exons. The coding region runs from base 448 to 3534 and encodes 1028 amino acids. The record is from RefSeq and is a predicted model, not a curated record. Lineage: Eukaryota; Metazoa; Chordata; Actinopteri; Cypriniformes; Xenocyprididae.
ACUCUUUGGGAGCCCUCCAGCACAGUAUGUGGGAGGUGCCCACCCCGUGCCACACGAGCAGCGCGGGCUCAUGUUGAUCUAAUGCAGGAAUCAGCGGGGACCGUGUGUGGAUAGCGCGAUAUCUCCAGCUGAACGCUGGCGCUCACGUAUUCUGCCAUUAAGCGGCACUUUUUGGAGACCCUGUCCGUUUUAUUCGGAUGCUCGGUUCAGUGAGUGUCUCGCAGUGAGCCCGCAUCACUCUGAGGAAGGGAAGAGACUCGAUGUAUCACAGUAAGUGCGUCUUUAGUUAUCAGCUGUGCAUCGCUCCAUCACACUGAACUCGGGUUUAUAUUGCUUCUCCAUCCGCUCCUCAAACAUUUGUGGAGAAGUGAAGAACGAGAAACCACAGAGAGGACUCCAUACAUUCGUGAUUGGAUGUGAGUUGACUUUGACCGUACCAAAGUGAAGAUGAAGUUGCUAUGGAAACUGCUGGUUCUGCAGUCAUUCCUGGGGUGCCUUACAGGCAACACGCUGCGGAGCCCAGUGUUCUCCAAGCAGCCAGGCAGCAUUGUGUUUCCAGUAGACUCCAUGGAGAAGAACAGAGAGGUGGUUUUCAGCUGUGAGGCGCAAGGUGACCCUCCUCCUUUUUACAGGUGGAAACUAAAUGGCAGUCUGGUCAACCCUAAACCCGGCUCCCAUCACAGCCUCUCUGGAGGCAACCUUCGCAUCAACCAUCUCAAUAAAGAUGAGGACGCUGGGACGUACCAGUGCCUCGCUUCCAACUCCUUCGGGACUAUUGUCAGCAGGGAGGCCAGCCUAACCUUUGCCUACCUGGAAAACUUCAAAACCCACAAGCGGAGUUCUGUGUCUGUCCGGGAAGGGCAAGGAGUGGUGCUUCUCUGCGGGCCGCCCCCUCACUCUGGAGCUUUGACGUUCUCCUGGAUAUUUAAUGAGUACCCGUCAUUUGUGAAGCAGGAUUCUCGUCGAUUCGUGUCCCAGGAGACAGGGAAUCUAUACAUCGCUAAAGUUGAGCCAUCUGAUGUGGGCAACUACACCUGUGUCGUGACUAAUACUGUCACCAAGACACGCGUCCAAGGUCCACCCACUCCUCUGAUACUGCGCACUGACGGUGUUAUGGGAGAAUAUGAGCCAAAGAUUGAAGUGCAGUUUCCAGAGGUCGUUCAAGUGGCCAAAGGUUCAACUGUGCGUCUGGAGUGUUUUGCAUUGGGGAAUCCGGUACCGUCCAUAAGCUGGCGUCGGGUGGACGGAGUCCCUUUCGCUCGUAAAGUGGAUGUAAGGAAAACCAGCGGUGUGAUGGAAAUCCCUUACUUCCAGCAAGAAGAUGCGGGCACGUACGAGUGUGUGGCAGAGAACACGAAAGGAAGAAACUCUGUGCAGGGAAAGCUGUCUUUCUUUGCCUCCCCCCAGCUAAUUGAGAAGCCCCAGGAUGUGCAGAAGGCCAUAGAUGACUCUCUAGUGUGGGAAUGCAAGGCCACAGGGAAACCCAAACCCUCUUACAGGUGGAUGAAGAAUGGAGAGAACCUGGAGCCCACUGAGGAGAGGGUGCAGGUCAUUAAUGGCGCCCUGUCCAUCACUCGCCUGGAGCUUUCCGAUAUUGGAAUGUACCAGUGCGUGGCUGGGAACAAGUAUGGAGAAGUGUACUCCAAUGCUGAACUCAGAGUUAUUGCUAUCGCUCCUGAUUUCUCCCAAAACCAGCUGAAGGGCCUCACUUUAGUGAAAGAAGGUGGCGAUGUUCUCAUUGAAUGCAAGCCCAAGAUGUCUCCUCGAGGCACAAUCUCCUGGCGCAAAGGCAACGACGCCCUCCGAGAAAGCAGCAGAAUUGCUAUAUUGGAGAGUGGAAGCCUUCGGAUAUCCAACACCACCAAAUCAGACGCUGGCACGUACACGUGUGUCGCCCGUAAUCAGUUUGGUGAAGCCAGCAGCUCAGGGAACCUGCUUGUUAAAGAGCCAACGAUCAUUACAACUGCUCCCAACACGCUGGACGUGACCGUCGGCGAGAGCAUCAUUCUUCCAUGCCAGGUGUCCUACGACACCUCAUUGGAGCUCAAGUUCACAUGGUUCUUCAACGAGCAGCUCAUCCACUUCGGCAGCCAUGGAGGAUACUUUGAAAAAGUUGGCGGACAGCACUCAGCAGGUGACAUCAUGAUCCGGAACAUUCAGCUGAGGCAUGCUGGGAAGUACACAUGUGCUGUACAGACCAAGGUGGACAGCAGCUCCAUUGCAACUGACCUAAUUGUCAGAGGUCCCCCCGGCCCCCCUACCAGCAUCCAUGUGGAAGAAAUCACAGAUACCACUGCCACUCUCUCCUGGAGGCCUGGUCCUGAUAAUCACAGUCCAAUUACUGCCUACACCAUCCAGGCUAGAACCCCUUUCUCCCUCGGCUGGCAAGCUGUUAGCACAGUGCCGGAGGUGGUGCGGGGCACGCAUCUGACUGCUACAGUAAUCGAGCUUAACCCCUGGGUGGAGUAUGAGUUCAGAGUUUUGGCAAGCAAUGCGGUGGGCACAGGAGAGCCCAGCAAACCAUCGAAGAAAGCCAGGACGAAAGAAACAGUUCCCAAGGUCACCCCAGCCAACGUGAGCGGAGGAGGUGGCAGUCGAUCAGAGUUAGUCAUCACUUGGGAGCCCGUUCCUGAAGAGCUCCAGAACGGAGGAGGGUUUGGAUACGUCGUUGCUUUCCGGCCCUUUGGCGCCACCGGGUGGAUGCAGGCGGCAGUUCCCUCUCCUGAAGCCUCCAAAUACGUCUUCAAAAACGAGACCAUCUUACCCUUCUCCCCGUUCCAAGUCAAAGUGGGGGUGUACAAUAACAAGGGGGAAGGACCUUUUGGACCCGUGGUCACCAUCUACUCUGCUGAGGAGGAGCCUGGAAGGGCACCCAGUCGACUCAGAGCCAAAAGUCUUUCAGCGUUUGACGUUGAAGUGUCCUGGAAAGCCCUUCCAUGGAGCACGAGCAAGAAACGCGUUCUCGGCUAUGAGUUGAGAUACUGGGAGAAGAAUGACAAAGAAGAUACAGCUAGUGUGCUAAGGACAGUAGGAAACCGGACAAUAGCCAUUAUUCAGGGCUUAAAAGGAAGUAGCACUUACUAUAUAACGGUGAGAGCCUACAAUACAGCAGGAACAGGACCACCUAGUCCAGCGGUCAACGUUACCACCAAAAAACCCCCCCCCAGCCAGCCGCCCUCAAAAGUCAUGUGGAAUACAUCAAACUCAAAGAUUAUUCUCAACUGGGAGCAGGUGAAACCUCUUGAGAAUGAAUCAGAGGUCAUGGGAUAUAAGGUACUGUACAAGCGGAACGGAGUCAGCAGGCCCAACAUUAUGGAGACUAACACCACGUCAGUGGAGCUCUCACUGCCCAUAGAUGAGGAGUACUUCAUCCAGAUCAAGUCUUUUGGAGAAGGAGGGGAAGGCAGCAGCAGCACACAGAUCACCAUUCCCAGAAUAGCAGGUCCCAAUGCCAUCGCCUCGGCUUCCAGUGUCUCCACUCUCUCGGCUCUCAGUACAAUAGCUCUCUCCCUCACAGCCCGCACAUCUUUAUGACAGAACACAGCGCGGGCCGCUGACUUCAGACCACACGUUCUUCCUUGAGAGGAGACUCUGAGAAAAGUGACUCAGACAGAUCGAUGAAAACCCAUUCAUACAAACCAGAGGACCUACGUGAACGAUAAUAGUGGGAUGAAGAGGAAAAGAUUUUUAAAAAACGGGUGUGUUGUUGGCUAGCCAAUUCAAAAGAGAUUGAAGGCUGAUGGGAUUGAAUUUGAUGUUACCAAAGCAGCUUAAAAAAAAAAAAAAAAACUAAUUGAGGAAAAUGUCACAUGCUUCUUUUGUAUGUACGACAUAUCUAGCUUUUUCCUUUUUGUUUGAUCCAGUCGGUCUGUCUGUUCCUAUUACAGUACGCCGAGUGUGUAGGAACCGCUUUAGAUGCAUGUCAUGUACAAUGUUUUGUAAGAGAAUGCAGGUGUCUGAAACGUAAUCAUUUAGAGCAAGACAUAUUUGGCUGAAAACCAACUAAUCAUCAUAAAAUGAGGUGACGAUCCUCUGAGGGUCACACGUGCUUACAAGCAAAGAAUCUCCAAGGACUUCUUACUGUUUACGACACAGGAAUACUUGCACUGAAAUCGCGUCUGGAAGAAAGUAAACAACAAAAACAAAAAAAAAACCAUCCUGACCAGAAACUAGAGAGAAUGCUGCUACAAGGCCAAGGCGGAUGUCUUCUGAAAGCCGCCCGUUGGCGUCUUUGUCACCUCCCUCUUUACUGGUCAGCAGCGAACGGACACCAGGCGUUCACAUUAGCCGUCUCUUUUUCCCGUCAUCUUCCGCUUCUCUGUUUGUGCGUCACGUCUAGAGCUCUUCUUUGCCUUUUGUGUGCCUCAUUGUGUGUUUUUGAAAUCCUCAGGUCCUCAGAAAAGCCUUAAUACAUAUUUCUUAGCGUUACCUACUUAGAUAAGUGCUGGACGCCAGGGCUGUGAGUGGUUAGUCAAGCGAGAUGCUGGGGUUAGUUGGUGUGAGUUUAUUGCUUCCAUGUUCCAUAUAAUAACAGCCGUAUGCUGUUCCUCAUUGUUUCAAGGCAAUACAGUGUGUGUGUGUGUGUGCGUGCGUGUGUGUGAACUGUGCUAAUGUAGGGGCUACGGGCUCUGCAUUUUUUUUUAAUGCCAUGUGGGACUGGUGCGAUGAAAGUAGCUUGUCAUUUCUUGAGGUGCAAAUAGACAUACUGCUUAAAGGGACACGUGGAGCUCUAAGACUGAGUGAAAGAAAAUGUAUAUGUAAAUGCUUUUUUGUAUAUUCCAGAUAAUUUAUAUUUAAGUGGAACACAUCAAACUUUCCUACAAAACUCAUCUCUGUUUUUAUCUAACAAACAGAAUAGACGUUUCUUAGCUUACCGUGGCUCUGCAUGUGGAUGUACUAUUUCCAUUCUUGAUUCAUUAGGUACUAACCAAUGAACUUUUGACGAAAUGAUACAAAUACAGUCAUCCAUUUCUGAAGAUUUGUGUAUCGGUGUGUCAUAGCCAGAAUGCUCUUUCUCUAAGCAGUGCUUUCCAACAAACUUCUUUGGUUUUAUCGGAGCUCCAUUUAUUAAACCGCAUAACUUUUCCCUCCAAGGUUCUCUGUUUAUACUGGAUCACAAAAUAAACGACAUUUAUAAAAAUGAUCACGCACGUUUUGUUUGGGUGCAUUAUCUGUGACUGAGAGUAAAAUGUGAUUAUAAAGUUCUCAAUGAUGGUUCAACCAAACAUUUUGUCAUUUGCUCAAUCUCAUGUCAUUCCAAACCCAUGUGACUAUUGUGUCUCUUCAUGCAGGACAAGUAAAGCAACUUAAAAGUUAUCCAUAUGACUAGUGCACUAUAUUCUGUUUUUGAAGCUUUGUGUGAGGAAUAGGCCAAAAUUCAAGUUAUUUACAGAUAAGCUUCCUUUCUUAAAGGGAUAGUUCACCCAGAAAUGAAAAUUCAGCCUCAUAUCGUUCCAAAUCUGUAUGAAAUUCUUUCUUCUGCAGAACAUAAAAGAUAUUUUGAAGAAUGUUGUCGGUAACUAAACAGUUUUGAGGACCAUAAACUUCCAUUGUAUGGACAAAAAAAACAUACAUUUCACAAAAUAUCUUUUAUGUUUCACAAAAGAAAGAAAGCCAUGCAGGUUCGAAACAUGAAGUUGAGUAAAUGACAGACUUCAUUUUUGGGUGAACUGUUGCUUUAAACCUCAUUUGCAUUUAAACAUGUACACAAACCAUAACAUGACGCCAAAUCACGAUCAGUUGUGAUCCAGUAACCUUUGUAAGCUCGAUUCCACCUCAUAGUAAAAGGUAAAGUUUAAAUUUACAUUUUGAUGUCAGUCACGAGAAAAUCCACGUUCUGAGUUCUGAACUUGUAUCAACAAUCUCAGACGUUCCUGAUUCAAAGCUCUAUUGUAGCGCGCGAAUAUAAGGCACGACUAGUGCUAUGAACUACUUUAUUUUCUUUAAUUGGGAGCCUGGCAGCACCUGGUCACUGUCAUUGUAUGUAAAUGAGAAGGCUCAAAAGUGUGGAUAACUAAAUUUGUGUUCCAAAGGAAGAAAGACUGGGAUACACGACUUGCCCAGAUACAAUCUAGAAGAGUCGACGCUAGUCCCACAAAUCAGAGCACAGUCUACAGAUUUUGGGAAGCUGGAGUUGACGUCGGGCACAGACGCCAUUUUUUAUUUUUAUUUUUGUUUUUUAUCAUCAGAAUAUGAUUCCAUCCAACCAGAGGAUAUCGAACAUAUUUGAUGUUAUGAGCCAAUUUUAGAACAAAUUGUUUUUAGUCGUCAUGCGCUUCCCAAGAACAAGGCGCUUUUUCCUCACGUUCAGAACAAUUUGAAAGUCGGGCUCGUAGCAUAAAGACGCGCUCUUCUGACAAACUGGCUGUAAAUCAAAGUGUAAUCGGUCUUACGUUUGGGAUUCAAAAUAGGCAAAACUACUUUUUUACGUAACACUGAAAUAAGAGUUAUGACCAGUCCUAACGAAAAAAAAUAUAGAUGACCAAUAUAGAAGACUAUGCAGUUUAUGCAACAGCCACUGAUAGUGUGUGAUCCUCAGUCGUUUACUGUAUAGUCUUUAAUGAUGCUCAGUUUGCAUAGGCGGCAAGUAUAUGAUGAUGUUUAGUGCUGUAAAAUCGGUUGUGUAUUCCAGCCUUUAUUAGUGCGAUGGGGAUAAAUGUAAAUGGUGACAAUUUUCAUUUUUGGGUGAACAAACAAACUCUUUAAUAAAAAAGUAAACAAAUGAAGAAGACUGUCACCAUAUUACAUUACAGGUUAGUUUGAAGCAACAUGAACAUGAUAUCAUGCAGUUCUCCUGGAAUUGUGAUGCAGUACACUAGAAUGUCCACUACAUGGUGUGUAAGGCAUCUUCUGUGUAGACCAAGACUGUUUUGACCUCGACUGUACAAAUAGUACAUUUUAUAAAGUGAGGUUUCUAGUGUGAUUACCACCCUAAGAUAGGAACAUUUCCAGACAAAUUAUUUAUUGUUACAUCAAUAAACAGUAUGAUCCCAACAA